Molecule: messenger RNA, 1551 nt
Organism: Anopheles cruzii
Lineage: Eukaryota; Metazoa; Arthropoda; Insecta; Diptera; Culicidae
Product: adhesive plaque matrix protein-like
Exons: 1
Coding region: 1-1551 (516 amino acids)
Source: RefSeq, a predicted model, not a curated record
AUGAGUAGCGUUACGGUUGUGGCGCUAACGCUGGCCCUUGUUUGCCUCUGGGCACGCGAGUCCAGCUGCAGCGGGCCGAUGUACGGAGCCAAGGCAUCGUCCAAGCCGGACGACGCGUCUACUGCCGGGUAUGAACAGAACGCCAAACCUGACAAGCGAGUUGGCAUCUACCCGACUACCCCGAACGUUGAACAGGACAGCUCUUCAAGCGAAAGUGCAGAGCACCACGCUUCGUCUGACGAUCACUACGGUCCGUUGGUCCAGAAGUUCCACGAUUGCUACCACGGACACCUGCCGCUCUCGCUGUGCGUCCAGCUGCCCGCGGAUGCCCCGAUGAAGCUCUCGAAGCACGUGAUGCAACAGAUGGUGAACUCGCUCAUGAGGGAUCCCCUCGUGCACCACGGCGAGGUACCGUGCAAAGCGCCCAAGAAGCAUGCCCACGGUAAGCCCUACCAUCAUUCGCACGAGUCGGGCGAGAAGAAAGUCUACGGCGAAGUGAAGAAACCGUGCCCCAAGGAGUACCCGCAGCCUCCGUGCAAGGUUUGCCAUGAGACUCACGAACAUAAGCCACACGGUUGUAAGAAAUACUCUCACCUUGUCUUCGGGAAGGCUUUGGAGCACACGAAAAAACCUUGCGGCUAUUCCGCCGAGUCGCACGAGCCGCCCAAGAAGGACUAUCCCGUGUUCCCGGCUUCGGGAGAAUUCUAUCACCAGAAGAAACCGUGCGAACACAAGAAACCCUGCAGUUGUUCGGCCGAAACGUACGAACCGCCCAAGAAGGACUAUCCCGGCUUCCCAUCUUCGGGAGAGUCUUAUCACCAGAAGAAACCUUGCGAACAUAAGAAACCCUGCAGUUGUUCCGCUGAGUCGUACGAACCGCCCAAGAAGGAAUAUCCCGGCUUCCCGGCUUCGGGAGAAUUCCAUCACCCGAAGAAACCGUGCGAACACAAGAAACCUUGCAGUUGUUCGGCCGAGACGUACGAACCACCCAAGAAGGACUACAGCUACCCGUCUUCGGGAGAAUCUUAUCACCUGAAGAAACCGUGCGAACACAAGAAACCCUGCAGCUGUUCGGUGGAGUCCUUUGUGACCCCGAAGAAGCCGUAUUCCUUCCCCUGCUCGCACGAGUCAGCGGGCUCCCAUGAGCACCCGAAGAAACCGUACCAGCCGUACCCGAAAGAGUACUCGUCGGGAGAAAGCUACAAGCCGGACUACGUGACGACGCCGCAGGUAUACAACGCCCCCAAGAAACCGUGCGGAGCCCACCCUGAACCACCCUACUACAAGAGCACCACUCCCGCUCCUCAUCCAACAGCCUACCCUACGCCGCGCUCAACGGCUCAUCCCGUUCCGUAUCGAACGACCUGUACGGCCGGACACUACACACCAUACACUGAACCUCCUCGCUAUCCGUCCAUGUCGUACAACUCACCCAGCUACCCAAAGCCAACGUACGAACACAAUCGCUACGACCACAAGGACUGCGAAUCCGCGUCGACCUAUCCCAAACCACCGUACCACUUUGACCAGCAGCCACGUCAAAACUACUAG